Lampris incognitus (smalleye Pacific opah) is the source of this 729-nucleotide messenger RNA. It is a transcript of the gene c1ql4a, whose product is annotated as complement component 1, q subcomponent-like 4. NCBI's taxonomy places the organism in Eukaryota, Metazoa, Chordata, Actinopteri, Lampriformes, Lampridae. The transcript is spliced from 2 exons. The record is from RefSeq and is a predicted model, not a curated record. Gene Ontology annotation, molecular function: protein binding. The coding region runs from base 4 to 729 and encodes 241 amino acids.
GCUAUGGUGUUAGUGCUGCUGGUGGCCAUUCCCCUACUGGUUCACACCACCAAAAGUGGGGGCACUGGAAGUGCAGGGAGCCAUUAUGAAAUGCUUGGCAGCUGCAGGAUGGUAUGUGACCCCUACACCACUUCUCAAACUGGCCAGGAGCUGACAGCUGUGUCUCCACCACCCCAGGAUUACUCUGGACGGAAGACUAAGUCUGGGCUGCGUGGGCCUCCAGGGAUCCCGGGUCCCCCUGGAGCACGUGGUCCCCCAGGAGAGCAAGGCAAACCAGGGCCACAGGGGCCCCCAGGUCCAGGUCCUGGUGGCUAUGUUCCCUCACUUUACACUCCCAAGAUCGCUUUCUAUGCAGGGUUACGCAAGCAGCACGAGGGGAGUGACGUGUUGAAGUUUGAUGAUGUGGUGACCAAUGUAGGUAACUACUAUGAGCCCACCACGGGCAAGUUCACCUGCCCUAUGCCUGGCAUCUACUACUUCACCUACCAUGUCCUGAUGAGGGGCGGUGAUGGAACCAGCAUGUGGGCUGACCUGAAGAAAAAUGGACAGGUGAGAGCCAGCUCCAUCGCUCAGGAUGCUGAUCAGAAUUAUGACUACGCCUCCAACAGUGUGAUCCUGCAUCUGGACGUCGGUGAUGAGGUGUAUGUGCAGCUAGAUGGAGGGAAAGUCCAUGGAGGAAAUACUAACAAAUACAGCACCUUCUCGGGCUUCCUCAUCUACCCGGACUGA